UCAUUUUUAGGCGAAGCAAAAAAAUAAAAACCUCGAAGAUUUUCAGUUGGUCACGAAUUUUACCAUGAAUUUUUAGCUCAAAAUCUUCAUCGAUCUCGGUCAAAAUGGAGCAGCUCAUUCCAGUGAUUAAUAAACUUCAAGAUGUAUUCAACACAGUUGGAGCUGAGUCGAUUCAAUUGCCACAAAUCGUUGUAGUUGGCUCUCAGAGUAGUGGCAAGAGCUCAGUGCUAGAAAACAUUGUGGGAAGAGAUUUCUUACCAAGAGGUUCUGGUGUAGUAACUCGUAGGCCGUUAGUUCUCCAGCUCAUUCAUGUUGCUUCCAAGACAAAACCUGUGAAGAAAUCUCAAAAGGAUUCGGAAAAAGAAGAACUCAAGGCAGAAGAAAAUGCAGGUGAUAAAUUUUACAGUGAUGAUAAUGAGGAUGACRAGGAAGAUGGAGAUGAGAAGGAACCAGAGGAAUGGGGAAAGUUUUUACAUUUAAAAGAAAAGAAAUUCAGUGACUUUGAUGAAAUAAGAGAUGAGAUUGAGAGAGAAACUGAGAGAGUAACUGGAGUUAACAAGGGUAUUUCAAAUGAACCAAUUAAUCUCAAGAUUUUUUCUCCAAAAGUAGUCAACCUGACACUAGUUGAUCUUCCUGGCAUCACAAAGGUACCAGUAGGCGACCAACCUCAUGAUAUAGAGGCCCAGAUCCGUCUUCUCAUUCUUCAGUACAUCAGAAAUCCUAACUCAAUCAUUCUCGCUGUCUCUCCGGCUAACAUUGACCUGGCUACAUCAGAGGCACUUAAAUUAGCCAAGGAGGUGGAUCCAGAAGGUCAUCGAACCCUUGCAGUCAUUACUAAACUAGAUCUGAUGGACCAUGGGACAGAUGCCUUAGAAAUGCUGUAUGGAAGAGUUAUUCCAGUGARGUUGGGAAUCAUAGGUGUUGUCAAUCGUAGUCAACUAGAUAUCAACAAUAAAAAGUCAAUACAAAAAGCAUUGAGAGAUGAAGCAUUUUUCUUCAGCAAGACUUAUCCAACCUUAGCCUCCAGAAAUGGAACGCCGUACUUAGCAAAGACACUGAACAAGUUGUUAAUGCACCAUAUACGAAAUUGUUUACCAGAGUUAAAAUCCCGUGUCAAUAGUAUGAUUUCCCAGUAUCAUCACUUACUCCAGAGUUAUGGAGAACCUGUAGAAGAUAAAGGACCAUACCUUCUUCAACUUAUCACUCGAUUUGCUGCAUCGUAUUGCUCAAUAAUUGAAGGAAGAGCAAAAGACAUAGAAACUUCUGAACUUUGUGGUGGUGCUCGUAUAAGUUACAUAUUUCAUGAUAUCUUUGGACGCACGUUGACAAACACAGAUGCCAUGGAGGGACUCUCCACUAGAGAUAUYCUAACUGCCAUUAGGAAUGCAACGGGUCCAAGGCCUGCUCUUUUUGUGCCAGAGAUAUCCUUUGAACUACUGGUUAAACGUCAGAUAAGACGUUUGGAAGAACCAAGUUUGAGAUGUGUGGAACUUGUGCAUGAAGAAAUGCAGAGAAUUAUACAACAUGCCUUCCAGCAGGUUUUGGAGAUUAAAAGAUUCCCCAAACUACAUGAUAGUAUUUUUGAAGUGAUCACUGAUCUGUUACAGCGGCGGCUUUAUCCUUGCAACAGUAUGGUUGAGAAUCUAGUAUCCAUUGAGCUUGCCUACAUCAACACUAACCAUCCAGACUUCACAGAUGGAACUUUACUUGUCUCUACUGUUGUGCAUAGUCAAGAARUKGAGAGAAAACGACGAUUAGCCCAAAACAGCUUGUCUAAUGGACCAUUAGAGGGUGUAAAGUCCCAGACAUCAACACCAGUAGGUAGUCCAGUACANGGAGCAAGAGCAGCAGAGAGGCAAGAAGAGUUGAACCCCAACAAUCCAUCUAACUCAGUUCCAGUUGACAGCAGCGGUGGUGGAUUCAUGUCUUGGAUGCCUAGUAUUAGAAGCUCAAAGUCUGCAGAUCAGUCUGACGCUGCGAAGCAAGUCCCAGCUGUACAGGAUUUUCCAGCAGCACUUCGACAGAGAGGCUUGACUGACAGAGAACAAAUGGACUCGGAUAUUAUAAGAAAAUUAAUCAUCUCCUAUUUCGUAAUUGUGCGCAAGUCAAUUCAAGAUAGUGUUCCAAAGGCAAUAAUGUGCUUUCUGGUCAAUUUUGUACAAGAGAGAAUCCAAAGUGAACUUGUUGAGAAACUUUAUAAGAGUGAAAAGUUUGACAGACUUCUUGAGGAAUCAGAACAUAUGCAAAACUUGGGAAAAUAAUAUAAAAUCAUGAAGUAGUCUGUCAAGAAGUUCUGACACAAAUAAUACCAGCAGUAGAGAACCAAGUGACUGCUAACAACAAGAUAGCCAAGUGACGAAAUGGUUUCUAUUAAGA
Messenger RNA from Actinia tenebrosa (Australian red waratah sea anemone), 2376 nucleotides. Its product is annotated as dynamin-1-like protein. Gene Ontology annotation, molecular function: microtubule binding; GTP binding; GTPase activity. Gene Ontology annotation, cellular component: membrane; mitochondrion; cytoplasm. Gene Ontology annotation, biological process: peroxisome fission; intracellular distribution of mitochondria; mitochondrial fission. NCBI's taxonomy places the organism in Eukaryota, Metazoa, Cnidaria, Anthozoa, Actiniaria, Actiniidae. The record is from RefSeq and is a predicted model, not a curated record.